ACUAUAUUGUUACUGAUUAAUUGCGAUAUUAUCACGGGAAUAAUCCAUCCUAAUAGAACCAAUAGAGAAAAACGUUAUAUGGUGUAUCUCACAAAAGCACUACAAUCAGAACAGGCAUAUGACAAUUGGAUAUGUGGUGGUGCAAUUGUGUCCCCUGACUUUAUAUUGACAUCCGCUGCCUGCGUAAAAGACGUACAGUUCAUGUAUGCAAUUUCUGGAUAUGAAAGAUACGUCAAAUCUGGCACAAGAACAUUUAAUAAUGAUCCUUGUAUAAUGCACAGUAAGAAGAAAAUUGUUUUCACUUGCGUACCAAAAGAAUACAAUUUCGACUACGCCAAAUUCGAGAAUUGGGCUAACAUAGAUAUAGCUUUAGCGAAAGUGGAAUCACCCUACAAUUUUGAGAAAGAAAUAUCAUCAUCCUGUACCUGGGUACCACUGACGAUUGAAAUAAGCUAUAAUUUUAAACACAUGGAACCAGGAACUGAUGCAUAUGUACUUGGAUGGGGAAGUUCCUCCACUUGGAGAAGUGUCAAUGACACGAACGAUUACAAUACAGAUUUUUUACAAUAUUCGCCAGUAUUAAUUCAAAGUAAACAACAAUGUAAAAAAUACUAUCAGGCGUUGCCAUCAUUAUUGGAAGUAAUAGAUAAAUAUAUGAUAUGUUCUAUGGGUGGCGGUAAUUUAGAUGACGUUGGCAGGAUUAUAAAUAAAACACCUCCGUCCGGAAAUGGGUGUUUACCUAAUAUGAAUAUGUGCACUCCAGGUGAGGUAGAUUCUUAUUACGAUACAAAACCUGAUAGUUAUGCCUAUAUACAUCAUCAAGCAAGAAAAAGUAUGCCCGGCGAUGACCCAAAUAUCAAUUCAAUUAAUGAAUCUAGUGCGAUGUAUAGUUCCUACAGUUACACAUUUACGCACAUGAAUCUCAAUGAUAAAGUCAAUCACUCUAGAUCUGAGAAAAAUAUUCAAAAUGAAGAUAACAUAGUAAACAAUUCUCCAUUCGUAACCAUUCCUACAAGGCGACAUGGAAUCUGUCAGAACGACCAUGGCGGCCCAUUAAUUACAUGGGUGGGUGGCAAGGAGAUCCUUAUUGGGGUAGCCUCAGUGUUUUUGUUGCGAAACAAAUCUUGUAUAGGGCCUUACCUCUACACCAGCACAAAUUGCAACGGUGCAUUUCUUAGCUGCAUCCUUAAAACUGCCGAAAAGGAAUACAGUUUAAGAUACCUUGACGAAGACGGCAUACCAAAGCCGUACAAUGCCAACGUACCAGAGUGGUUCAAUCCUGCAGUCUGCAGCAUGACACCUCGCCAACGCGGAUUUGAUAUUGAUAGAAGAACAAUUUCGUGGAUUGGCCAUCCGGAUGGUCCAGCGGCCAACGAGUUGGUGCCAGAGGUAGAGUUUUUCGAAAGGCAACAGAUUCCACUAUAUAAUUUUACCAAAUAUUCGAUGAACAACUGAAAAUCCUGUCUUCGACAGCGAAUAUAGGACAUUCAACG
Hyposmocoma kahamanoa is the source of this 1493-nucleotide messenger RNA. RefSeq lists its product as uncharacterized. The coding region runs from base 79 to 1455 and encodes 458 amino acids. The transcript has 9 exons. Gene Ontology annotation, molecular function: serine-type endopeptidase activity. NCBI's taxonomy places the organism in Eukaryota, Metazoa, Arthropoda, Insecta, Lepidoptera, Cosmopterigidae. Gene Ontology annotation, biological process: proteolysis. The record is from RefSeq and is a predicted model, not a curated record.